Molecule: messenger RNA, 735 nt
Organism: Exophiala aquamarina CBS 119918
Lineage: Eukaryota; Fungi; Ascomycota; Eurotiomycetes; Chaetothyriales; Herpotrichiellaceae
Exons: 2
Coding region: 1-735 (244 amino acids)
Source: RefSeq, a predicted model, not a curated record
AUGGCAGCUCGAGUCUCAACACGAAUCAGCAUUCGAUGGCCACCCGCAGACGCUUCAGAGCCCACAGACACCCUUGUGCUCAGUGUUGGAGACUACUAUGUGGACCUCAGAGUGUUGAAGUCAGAUCGAACAAUUGACUGGGCUCUCGCGGGUCAACGUCUCGUGAUAUCAGAGGAUCCACUCAAGGUAAAAUUCACACACCCGCUCGAUUCUCAUUAUGUCGCGGGCCAAGAAGAAGAAGAACCGGAUGUGGGCGAAUUUACAAAGCUCCCAAAUGGCGAUGACCUUGAGACAGGCAUCAUGGGUGCCCCUCAUCUAGGUGGAAAGAUAAUGCCCUAUGAGGAAGUUUGGCGGGAAUUGGAUCCUCAACUUGAUUUAUCGGGUGUUAGUGGUCGUAGCAAGACAUCUUCCUGGAUCCUGGAGAGCGUCGACCAGCCCAGCACGAAAGGCGACCCUACUGUCACCAAAUCCUACUACGCCAAGGCUGGCAACUUCUUUCUUGCCCUACGCCAAGUGACAAUUGCCAGACCUUCAUCCAUCAGCGUCUCUGCGAUCCGGAUGGAAUGGGAUACGGAGAAGCUUUCUUGGAACACAAAAUACAAGAUUGGGAAUGUGGACGGAAUGUUCGAUCUAAGCCAAGAAGCAGCAGAUGGCGAUGGGUUUUGGAAGGUUGGUGACGAGGUCAAGGUCGGACUCGCUAAAGAGAUCUGCACUGUCCGAUCCAUAGGAUCAUGA